CACAUGAAAAAUGAUGAAAACAUGCCCUAAAAUAUCAGUCAUGAUUUAAUUAUUAAAAAGUGGAGAGAUAAAGAAAAUUAAUCAUUCAAUCGCGAUUCAACUAAAUAUAGUUCUAUUAAUUCUGUUAUUGAAAAAUCAUAGUCAUUCUAAAAUCUUAAAUUAUCAAAUGGAUAAUAUUGGGGAUAAUUGAAAAUGAAUAAACCUAAUGGAAUUGGAUCAUGUCAUUUUAAUAAUGGGAGUUUUUAUUAUGGAGAAUGGAAAAAUAAUGUUAUUCAUGGAUUUGGAGUCUACUACUUUAAUGUUGGAGGUUAUAUUAAAGGAGAAUUUAAGGAGGGAUAUGCUGAUGGUAAUUGUGAGUUGUCAUAUCAAAAUGGAUAAGUCUAUUAAGGACAUUUUAAAGAAGGCAAAUAAUGUGGGAUUGGUAUUAAAAUUGGUAGAAGAGGAAAAGAAGUUGUCUAAUAUAAGGAUGGUAUACGAGUUUGUUUGAAUGAAGAACCUUAAUUAAUAGAGGAUAUUUAAAUAAUGUUGAAGAAUCAUUUACCAUAAAUUUAUAUUCAUAACGAUAGAAUUGUUUAUGGAUUGCAAUGUGAUUUAACAGGUUUGGGUAUAAUUUAGUAUAAUAAUGGAAGAGUAGAUAUGGGAUAGUUUCAAAAUGGAUCGCUUAAUGGGAGAGGUAAAAUAAUAUUCAAGAGUGGAGAUAUAUAUGAUGGUUUAUUGAAAAAUGGAAUAUUUUAAGGUUAAGGUAAUUAUUAAUUAUUAAACUUAAGGUUUUUAUUUAAAUUACAAUUCAAAAUAAUUGACAGAAGGACAAUUUGAAAGAAAUUAAAUUCUAACAAUUCAAAAAUAAUCCCAUCAGUAUCCUCCAUACACAAAUGAUGAAAUCUCAAUUGUUGAUUAACGAAUUGUCAUAAAGAAUAUCCAUUUAAAAAGUAGAAUUAUGAUGGCAAACAGUUAAUAGUAUUCUUCUGAAAAGAAACCAAAUAAGGUUAAUAAGAUAUAAAAUUUAAUUUAACAUAUGCUUUACCCAAUAAAAAAAACAUAAAAAAGUGAAAGUGGGUAACAUGAAGAAGUUAUAGAUAAUCUUCUGUCUCGUGUUCAAUCACCAUAAUAAAGAAAGAAUCUAGAAUAAAUAAUUAGUUAAGUAACAUCUCCUUAAAGAAUUAGAUGA
Molecule: messenger RNA, 1168 nt
Organism: Paramecium pentaurelia
Lineage: Eukaryota; Ciliophora; Oligohymenophorea; Peniculida; Parameciidae
Source: the annotation of a GenBank genome assembly